GGGAAUAAAAAAAAAGAUACUACUGCUAACUUGGAUAAUACUCCUACUUUUGAUCACUCAAAACUGCCCAAGUUUUCUUCUUUCAUGUGUUGCUACACGCCACAACUUGAGUUUUUUUCUCUUGCAAUCCUUUACCUGUCCAUUUUUUCCUUUGUAAAAUCCCAUAGUCUCAUUCAGAAAAGCUCAAUCUGAUGGAAAUUUAAAAGGGUUAUCUUGAAAUACUUCAAUUUCUUCUAAUCUUGAAAAACUGUAUUGCUUAAAGGUGACAUUUUUAUCUUCUCAUAAGCAAGAAAGUUCAAAAUGUUGCCUAAAGAACCAUCAUUUUGUAUAUAUAAUACAGAGGAUGGGGUUGAAGAACUAAAGGAAAAUCAAGAUUUGGUGAGGUCUGUGACAAUAGGGGAUAUUAUAUCAGAUAUAGGUAGUAGUGAUUUCAGUUUUGGGAAAAAGGGAAAUAUGGGGUUGAUUGAGGAAGAUGAGAAUGAAGAAGGUGAAAAAGAAGAUGAGAAAAAAAGGGUUUUUUAUGAGGUUAAUGAGCUGGGAUUUGAAGAGAGUUCCCUUGCUAAUGGAUUUGGGGUUGAUGGAAAUGGUGUAAAUAGUGGUGGGGUUGACUUUGUACCUUUAGAUUUUGAUGGAAAUGGAGAUGUUGAGGAAUAUUAUAAGAGGGUUCUUAAAGAAGAUCCCUCUAACCCUUUGUUUUUGAGGAAUUAUGCUCAACUUUUGCAAUCUAAGGGAGAUCUUUCUGGAACUGAACACUAUUACUUUCAAGCUACUCUAGCUGAUCCAAAAGAUGGAGAUACCUUGUCACAGUAUGCUAAAUUAGUAUGGGAGCUGCACCAAGAUAAAGAUAGAGUAUCAGAUUACUUUGAACGUGCAGUUCGUGCUGCUCCUGAAAACAGCGAUAUUCUUGCAGCAUAUGCUAGUUUCCUCUGGGAUAUCAAUGACGACGAAAGUGAGGAUGAAAUGAACACAAAGAAUGAUAAGACUAAGAUUGAGGAAAGUGAGGAAGCUACUGUAUCCAAGAACUUAGAUUACAAAGAAGAUAACAGACCUGUUAGUUCUCCCUUACAUCUUGCAGCAGGAUUGGGAAUUGGGGAUAAUCUAGUUGGUGACGGCUCUCUUGUUGAUUAUACUGCAGCUGUAUCUGAUAUGGACGGAAAUGCUGAGGAGUACAUGAGAAUGAUAAAAAAAAAUCCUCAUAACCCCGUGCUUUUAAGAAACUAUGCUCAGUUUCUUAGUCAGUCUAAGGGAGACCUACUAGGUGCUGAAGAAUAUUACUCACGUGCAAUACUAGCAGAUCCUACCGAUGGAGAAACUAUUUCACAGUAUGCCAUGUUGAUAUGGCAAAUUCAUCGUGACAAAUAUAAAGCCUCAUCCUACUUUAAGAGGGCAGUUCAAGCUUCUCCAGAAAAUAGCGACAUACUUGCUGCAUAUGCUAGAUUUCUCUGGCAAAUGGGGGAAGAAGACGGAGAAGAAGAUGAAACAUUAGACGAUCACAAUGGGGCACCACUUCUGCUAGGAGUUGUGGCUGCAAAUGCCUAAAUCCUGAUGUCGAAUGAAUUCACAAUCCAGCUUCUGAUUCAUAAUUUUAGUUUCUCAAGCUUUACGCGUUAUCUAAAGACUUAGAGCUUCUUCUUGUUGUGGAGGAUCAAGCAUUCAAAAUUGGAUAAAAAUUUAAAUGGUAAAUGUGGUUUCGUGAGCAAUAAAAAUGCGAAUACUAAUGUUAAAUUGACCUUGUACAAUGUUCUUUUUGGGAAUAAUAGUAGUAGAUGAAUGAGCUGAAUAAAAAUUUAAAUGGAGACUUUCAUUGUAUUGAUA
Messenger RNA from Solanum dulcamara, 1815 nucleotides. RefSeq lists its product as uncharacterized. Lineage: Eukaryota; Viridiplantae; Streptophyta; Magnoliopsida; Solanales; Solanaceae. The record is from RefSeq and is a predicted model, not a curated record. The transcript is spliced from 6 exons. Gene Ontology annotation, biological process: RNA processing. Gene Ontology annotation, molecular function: protein binding. The coding region runs from base 301 to 1539 and encodes 412 amino acids.